UGGAUAAUUGACGCUCCUAAUGUUUGCGUUACGCUUGAAGGCGCACAGCUUCCACUGGCCCCGUUUAUUUCAUUGUCGUGCGUUACCGCGUGAAGGUCGUAAAGGUCCCGGCAGCUUUAUAAAACCACCUGCAAUGAGUGAGGCCGACCGUAGAUCGUGCCCAGCAGUACCUCAAGAACCUUCGCCAGUAAAAGAUCCUAAGCGUACUGAUCGCCAUGAAGGUAUCACUUGCUGCAAUUGUUGCUGUUAUGGGUGUUGUGGCACUCACCGAGGCAGGCGUCAUCGCGCCCUACACCGGCCUGCUUCCCCAUACCGUACACGAUACCGGUGCUUACUACGACGAUCACUAUGCAUCGCAUGCGUACGCAGCUCUCGCCUAUGCCGCACCGUAUGCCGCGUACUAUGGCAACCCAUCCGGUACGUACAGCUACUGGGGUUCGCAUGGACCGACGGUAGUGCAGGAAAAUGCCGCCAGUCUGCCAGUUCCGGUACAUGGAGCUCAUCCGUACGCGCCGUACGCAUCGCUCUACGGUGCCUACGGACCGGUGAAAACGACCGUCGUACAGGCCAACUUAGCCAGUAGUCUAGCGAAUCAUUGGGGAUAUCCGGAGGCUUACGGUGGGGCAUACGGGUAUGGAUAUGGAUACAACAAGUAUCUUGCAGGUGCACCAGUAACCAAAUAUUUGCUGUAA
This is a messenger RNA of Anopheles maculipalpis, 692 nucleotides long. RefSeq lists its product as uncharacterized. The record is from RefSeq and is a predicted model, not a curated record. NCBI's taxonomy places the organism in Eukaryota, Metazoa, Arthropoda, Insecta, Diptera, Culicidae. The transcript is spliced from 2 exons. The coding region runs from base 216 to 692 and encodes 158 amino acids.